This is a messenger RNA of Paramormyrops kingsleyae, 1697 nucleotides long. It is a transcript of the gene ypel1, whose product is annotated as yippee-like 1. The record is from RefSeq and is a predicted model, not a curated record. Lineage: Eukaryota; Metazoa; Chordata; Actinopteri; Osteoglossiformes; Mormyridae.
AGGAUGUGCUUGCCCCACCGUGAGUAGUUCGAAUAUAACGACUUUUUUCAGAUAGCAACAAAACAAAAGACACGGACGUCAUAGCUGUUUUAAUCCAAAGGAGCCAGAGUUGCUUAUUAUUAAGUAUAUUUACCGUAGGAGACGUUUUUUAAACUGGCAUACAGCACACCUCGAUGGAUCAUGUUUGUUAUUGAAGAAAGCGCACAAGAAAGGUUUUUUUUAAAAAUUCAUUACACGUUUUCUUUGGGAAAUCAUAACUGAAGAGAUCUAAUUGGGGGAGAAAAUAAACAGUUUUGUCAGAUUUGCAUUGCGUAUGUUUGGCUUUUAGGUAAUCCCUCUUGGUUUGGUAAAUUCCACUCCGCGUAUUUUAUGUUUGCAUUUGAUGUGUGCUUUAUUCUAUUUAAUAACUACGUGGGGAUCAGAACCAAUUGGAGAAGACUGAUGAAUGGCAAAAUAGACGGAGUUUUGCGUGGAAAAACCGCGGUGGUAACGUGUCGCUUUCGGAACGCUGAAGAGUGAUCCUAUUCAGGAACAAUCGCGGUGAAUGAGCGGUUGGAGGAACAUGCAAUACAAUAAAAGACAGUGAAGAACUGUCGCCAUCGCACUGGGAACGUGGCACCACAUGCGCGACUUGUGAAUGAAAAGGAAAGCCGCAGCGGAGAAAAGGCAUUCUCCGUAUCCGUCGGGAAGGGGAAUUUGUGUUUUUGUGUCCAUUUCUCCUGUGGUGUCUGUGUGGAACGAGCCACACACCCACUCCAGAACAACGACGGCUUUUGCUUGCAUCUUUCAGUGUUUCUUCUGUCAACAAGUUCAGCAGAGUUGCAGCUCGUCCAGCCCCAGCCCGGAGCCUCCUGAGCAGCAGGUCGACAGGGAGAUGGUGAAGAUGACCAAGUCCAAGACCUUCCAGGCCUACCUGCCCAGCUGCCAUCGCACCUAUAGCUGCAUCCAUUGUCGAGCCCAUCUGGCCAAUCACGAUGAACUCAUCUCCAAGUCAUUCCAAGGCAGCCAAGGCCGGGCCUACCUCUUUAACUCUGUCGUGAAUGUGGGCUGUGGUCCAGCGGAAGAGCGAGUGCUUCUCACCGGCCUGCAUGCUGUAGCAGAUAUCUACUGUGAAAACUGCAAGACCACUUUAGGCUGGAAAUACGAGCACGCCUUUGAGAGCAGCCAGAAAUACAAAGAAGGCAAGUUCAUCAUCGAACUGGCGCACAUGAUCAAGGACAACGGAUGGGAGUAGCCCCCUGAGCUGUGGCUUUUCAGUGACCUUUCACCCCUUUGUCCGGGACUCCGCACCGGCAGCUCUGGCAGGGGGGAAGCUCCCUGGCUCAUCGUGAAAAUUAACAACAGAAUUAAGAUAACAAACCUGAUAAAACAGACAAGCAGACUCUUGUUACGUUUCACUCUUGAUUCUGACUGGGCCCUUUCUUGAUCCCUUCCUGUUACAGGUGUCCUCUAUUACGUGUGAACCACUAUUUAAGAGGAAAUAAUUAUUAUCCAGCCGACACUUCCUUUUUUUAAUGGUGGGGGGGAGUGAAGUGGGUGGGUUGAUCGUGUUUCUUUAAUCAAAGAUUUUCACCCGAUGGCAGACUGAUGUUACUGGUUAGCAUUCGUUCUUCUUCUCUGACUCUUGUCUGUCCGUCAAGCUGUUGCUGUGCAUGCUUUACUUGCAGUGUAAGUAAAAACAUGGAAUCCAGGGCGGG